UUAUUUUCCAUUGAAAACUCUUGUGCUUCCAAAUUUUCACAACUCAUUGGUGUUUGUUUUGUUCAAAAACUGAUGGAAAACAUGGAUUUUUAUGCCAUGAAGAGGAAGAAACUGCAGUCUCUGUGCAAGAAACAUGGCAUCCCUGCUAAUUUGAAGAAUGUAGUGAUGGCGGAGAAGCUUUCCUUGAUUUUUAAGGGAAAAGAAAAUUCUGGGUUAGGUUCUGAUAAUGCUGGAACACCAAAAGGUGGAACCUUUGGUGGUGUUAGUGGUAAAGACAUUCAAAAUGUGAUAAUUUUGGACUCAGGCUCCAGCAUUGAUACUAGUAAUAUUAAAAUGGUUGCUUCAGACAUUGUUGCUGCUGGGGAUGUAGUAGGUUCAGGGGAAGAAAUGUUUGUUUCGUCGGGGAAGAUUAGUCCAGGACCAGAUUUAGGGCAGAAAAGUUUAGAAGAGAUUGGAAGGUUUGAAGAGUCUGAAACGAUUCUGUUUCAAGAAAGAGUUAUUGAAAAUGGACUCAGUAAGGAGGAGCAAGUUGUUGAUAGUACUACUCAGGAAUAUUUGCAUUCAGAACCUGAUGUCGUUGUCAUGGAUGAUGCUGAAAAACAAGCUGAUGCUGCUUACAGUCAUCAAGGAUUGAAUAUUUUACAAGUUCACAAUACGGAUGGCAGUGCUUGUGUUGAUGAUGCUCUCAACAGUGGUAGAAAUGAAAGAUCUGAAUCUGAUGCCACGUGUUUUGAUACUUCCGUAGGUGUCGAGGAUACUGGUGGAUUCUUUUAUGUGGAGGAAAACAUGCAAACAUGUGCCAAUAAGGAGCAAGGUGACAUUAUGGAAUUGCAUCCUGCAGCACCAAGUGUUGCUUUAGAGGAAUAUGGUGACGGUUUGAUGGAGGAAAUAGUUGAGAAGAUGGGUGAAAAAACUGAUGUGAAUGAAGAUGUUAAUGGAACUAGAGAGGUUGCAGCUGAAGCUGAAAAUCAGGAUCUUGAUACUAGUUAUAUUCAAAUGGUUACUUCAGACAUUGUUGCUGCUGGGGAUGUAGUAGAUUCAGGGGAAGAAAUGUUUGUUUCGUCGGGGACGAUUAAUCCAGGACCAGAUUUAGGGCAGAAAAAUUUAGAGAUUGGAAGCCUUGAAGAGUCUGAUGACAUUAUGAAAUUGCAUCCUGCAGCAUCAAGUGUUGCUUUAGAGGAAUAUGGGGACUGUUUGAUGGAGGAAAUAGUUGAGAAGCUGGAUGAAAAAACUGAUGUGAAUGAAGAUGUUAAUGGAACUAGAAAGGUUGCAGCUGAAGCUGAAAAGCAGGAUCUGAUCAACAUCAGUCAAGAAUCAAACAAUAUAUGUGAAUCUGUUAUAGGCACUGCAGUCAGAACUGAAGAUACAUGUGAAGCAAAGUUUGUAUCUUCACAGAAGUUAAUUAUAAGCCCAGCUGAAGUGAAGAUGAUUGAGUUUUCUCCCAAGCAGAUGCAUGAUUUAGAGCCACCAAUAGAAGAUGAUAUUGCAAUGUUUGAUGUGGAGGAAAACAUGCCGGUUGGUGUCAAUACGGAACUAGUGGAUAACAGCCAAGAGGUUUUUCAUGCAGAACCUUGUGCAGUGGUCAUGAACGAAAAGGAUCUUAUCCAGGUUACUCCAGAGGAAUUUGGCAAACAUUUGGAGGAGGGAGAAGUUGAGAAAUUGGGUGAUAAAUUUGAUCUUCUUGAUGAUGUUUGUGGAACCGGAGAGGGUGGAGAUGAAGCUGUAGAACAAGGCCGCAUCAAUAGCCCUCAAGGAUCAAACAUAAAUGAUAUGAAUCUGUUCCAUGUUUCUCCAGAGGAAUCUGAACAAGUUCAUAAAUCAGGUGACAAUAUGCGCAUUAUAGGUGCCAAGAAUACUGAUGGGAACACCAAUGUGACAGCUGACAAAUUUCUAGAGGAAGUUCAUUCAUUUAGUUUAAAAUACUCAGAUGGGACACCAAAUCAAUUUUUGCUGACAAGUCCAUCGAGUGAAGUGAAGUCCUGUGAUCUUAAUGUUCAUAAAAUAGUUGCUUCAGGCACUGCUGCUAGAAAUGCGGAUGUCUGUGAAGCGAAGUCUGUAUCUUCGCAAAAGAUAAGUUCAAGCCAAGAAGAAAGGAUUGAUUCCUCUUCCAUUCUUUUGGACAACUCACAGAUUAAAAGGUUGGAUUCUAAAGAAAAUUUGUCCCCAGAAAAUAGAAAUGAACUUGGACUCUUUCAUGUGGAGGAACAUAUGCAAACAAAUGUCAAUAAGGAGCAAGGUGGAGACAUUAAGGAAUUUCAUCCUGCAGCACCAAGUGUUACUUCAGAGGAAUUUGGAGACUGUUUGGUGGCGGAAAAAGUUGAAAAGUUGGAUAACAAACCUGAUGUUCAUGGAGAUGUUUGUGUGCCUAGAAUGGUUGCAGCUGAAACUGAAAAUCAAGAUCUGCCCUAUAACCCUCAAGGAUCAAACAUAAAUCAUGAGAAUCUUUUACAGGUUUCUCCAGAAAAAUUCAGUGGGAGUUUGCUUGAAGAAGGAGAAGUUCAUAAAAUAGUUGCUUCUGGCACUGCUGCUGGAAAUGCGGAUGCCUGUGAAGCGAAGUUUGUAUCUUCGCAAAAGAUAAGUUCAAGCCAAGAAGAAAGGAUUGAUUCCUCUCCCAUUCUUUUGGACAACCUACAGAUUAAAAGGUUGGAUUCUAAAGAAAAUUUGUCCCCAGAAAAUAGAAAUGAACUUGGACUCUUUCAUGUGGAGGAACAUAUGCAAACAAAUGUCAAUAAGGAGCAAGGUGGAGACAUUACGGAAUUGCAUCCUGCAUCACCAAGUGUUACUUCAGAGGAAUUUGGAGACUGUUUGGCAGAGGAAAAAGUUGAAAAGUUGGAUAACAAAACUCAUGUUCAUGGAGAUGUUUGUGGAACUGGAAUGGGUGCAGCUGAAGCUGAAAAGCAAGAUCUGGCCUAUAUCCCUCAAGGAUCAAACUUAAAUCAUGGGAAUCUUUUACAUUUUACUCCAGAAAAAUCCAGUGGGAGUUUGGUUGAAGAAGAAUUACACAAAUUGGACGACAAUAUUUGUGUUCAUGUUGCUGUCUCCAAUGAUAAAAACAAUAUAUCUGAAGCUGUUACUAUGUGCCUUGAUGCAUUCAUAGGUGCCAAGGAUAAUGUGUCUGUCGAACAAAUUCUAGAGGAGGCUCAUUCAUCUAGUUUACAAGAUUCAGAAGGGACACCAGUUCAGUUUCCGCCAACUUAUCCGGGCACUGCUAUUAGAACUGAAGAUACUUGUGAAUCAAAGCUUGUAUCUUCACAGAAGAUGAUCAAAAGCCCAGCUUCAGGGAAAAUGAUUGGUUUUUGUCCCAAGCAGAUACAUAAUUUAGAGACACCAAUAGAAGAUGAUAUUGCAAUGCUUGAUUUGGAGGAAAACAUGGCAGUUGGUGUCAAUAAGGAUCUAGUGGAUAACUGCCAAGAGGUUUUGCAUGCAGAACCUAGUGUAGUGGUCAUGAAUGAAAAGGAUCUUGUCCAGGUUACUCCAGAAGAAUUUGGGAAACAUUUGGAGGAGGGAGAAAUUGAGGAAUUGAAUGAUAAUAUUGAUCUUCUUGAUGCUGUUUGUGGAACUGGGCAGGGUGGAGACGAAGCUGUAGAACAAGGUUGCGUCAAUGGCCCUCAAGGAUCAAACAUAAAUGCUAUGAAUCUGUUCCAUGUUUCUCCAGAGGAAUCUGGUCACCCUUUGGUAGAGCAAGUUCAGAAAUCAGAUGACAAUGAUGUUCAUGGUGGUUUCUACAAUCUUGGAAACACUCAAUCUGAAGUGGAUAUAUUGCGCCUCCUUGAUGCAACCUUUGCUACUAUUGAUACUGAUGGGAAGACCAAUGUGACUGCAGAACGUUUUCCAGAUGAGGUACAUUCAGAUGGCACAACAGAUCAAUUUUUGAAAACUCAUCCACAAGGUGAAGUGAUGUCUAAUGAUCUCAAUAUUCAUCAAAUGGUUAGUUCAGAUACUUGUGAAGAAAUGAUGAAAUCGUCACAAAUGAAAGCUAUAAUUGCAGAUCUAGAGGAAUGCGUUUGGUUUUCUCCUAAUAAUGUUGAAGCUUCAGCUACUAAAGGCUUUGAGGCUGAAACACAUUUUGAGCCAAGUACACUUGGAGGUGUUGUGGGAGCUUGUAACAUGGAAGAAAGCAUGCAGAGUGACAACAUGGAGAAAGAAAGUUGUCAAAAGGAAUGCAGUUUGGUUCAGGGAGAAUUUACCAGGAUGUUUGACAACUCUGAUGUUCAUGAUGAUAAUGGUGGAACUGGAAAAGAGGAAUGUCAACCUUAUACGCUUAGUCGAAAAAGGAAAAGGAGUGACAUGAAUUCGAAUGAGUCUCAACCUGUUGAUAAUGCUAGUGGUCAAAAUUCAAAUGAGAAACCUGAUGAGUUUGUUCCAACUAAGUCCCAACCUGGUGAAAUGAAGUUACACACUUCUAACACUCAUCAAUCUUUUGCUUCAGACACUGCUUCUGGAGAUGAAGUUACUUAUCAAGAGAAGAUGGAAUCACCACCAAAGGUUACACCAAUUGCGAGGUCAGCAGAAAGAACCUUUUUUUCUCCUAAGCUCCUUGAAUCAUCAAUGAUGAAUAAAGAAAACAUUAACAUAGACAAGAAAGAGGAAGUUGGCACGAUCACAUCAAAAAACAAAUUUCUGAAGAGGCAACCUCUACAGGAUCUUCAACAGAACUGAACUCUCUACUGAGCCUGAAGUGUUUGUAUCUGUUUGCAAUUUGGUAAAUGAACCUGUAGUGUUUAUUUGAUGAUUACUUUUAUAAACAGAUAUAUUAACAUGCUUUGCAGUAUUCAUGUUUAAGAGACAUGAUAUUUUGUGAUAACUAUUAGUGUUAACCGUGCUUUUUAAAUGCUUGAUUGCCUUUUAUUUGCGCAAGAAU
Messenger RNA from Lotus japonicus, 4861 nucleotides. RefSeq lists its product as uncharacterized. The coding region runs from base 73 to 4659 and encodes 1528 amino acids. Lineage: Eukaryota; Viridiplantae; Streptophyta; Magnoliopsida; Fabales; Fabaceae. The transcript is spliced from 10 exons. The record is from RefSeq and is a predicted model, not a curated record.